Messenger RNA from Cucurbitaria berberidis CBS 394.84, 783 nucleotides. Its product is annotated as alpha/beta-hydrolase. The coding region runs from base 1 to 783 and encodes 260 amino acids. The record is from RefSeq and is a predicted model, not a curated record. Gene Ontology annotation, molecular function: hydrolase activity. The transcript is spliced from 3 exons. Lineage: Eukaryota; Fungi; Ascomycota; Dothideomycetes; Pleosporales; Cucurbitariaceae.
AUGCCUUCGCUACGCAACGUCCUCGUCGGAUUGGCGAGUAUUGGCAGCGCCCUAGCGGCAGGAUCAUACCCGUCGCUCAAGGUUCGAAAUGCUGGUGUACCCGUCGGGCAAUUGAAGAACGUGAGCGGAAUUCAAAUAUACCACUCCUACCCACCAGGCCGCAACACGUCAGCAAAAGCCAUCCUCUUUGUAACCGAUAUCUACGGUGUUCCCCUUCUGCAGAAUCAACUGCUCGCCGAUUCCCUCGCCAGCAAUGACUACCUGGUAAUUAUGCCAGACCUCUUUGCUGGUGAUGCAGUGUCCGUCGAGGAGCAGGAAGCUGGGCUGAAUUUGACGGAGUGGCGCGCCCUGCAUCCUACGCCGGAAAUCGACCGCAUCAUCAACACCACCAUUGGCUACAUGCGCAGCAAGCUGGAUGUUGAAAAGAUUGGAGGUGUAGGGUACUGCUUUGGGGGCAAGUAUGUCCCGAGGUUCUUGAAAGCGUCAGGCGGAAUUGAUGCAGGAUUCAUCGCGCAUCCGAGCGCCUUGACAGAGGGGGAGAUUAGCGCUAUCAAGGCGCCCGUUAGUAUAGCUGCUGGCACACUCGAUGCAGCCUUCAACGCGACAGCGAAAUCCCGCGCGGAGACCAUCUUGAACUCGAACAAUGUGACCUUCCAGUCGAAUCUGUAUUUCGCAGCGCCUCACGGUUUUGCAGUCCGUGUUAACCAGAGUAUCCCACAGCAGGCGUAUGCGAAGCAGGCAUCAUUUGUUCAGGCAGUGACGUGGUUUGAUUCGUGGUUGUAA